AUUAUGUCCAAUAGUGUUGUCAAAAGAACAGGUAUUUCGCAACUAAGUAGGUACUAAAACAAUGAAAACAUUGCAGUACCAGCUUUUCUUAAGUACCGGUGGUACCGAGUACCCGUCAACCCGGUUCUUGAUGCGCUAUCCAAAAGGUGCGAAAGGAGACAGGCGACUUAAAAGGAGGAAACAUCAAACUAACAAAACACCUUAAAGACCGACACCCGGAUCAAAUGAAAGAGUUAAAGCAGAUUGAUUGCAGUGACCUGGAAGCUAUCGAGUCAGCUGAGCGGGCAGCGGGUCCUGUCAAUCGCCACGUGCCUGUCAUUCAAAAACGGCCGCCAGCAUGGAAACUUUCGGUUUCGAAACUUUCUUUUUCUUUCGAGGAGGGAAACGAGUUACACUGAAAGAUGAUGACGUGUAUGGACAAGAUAUGCAGGAUUUUUCAGGUCAAUGGCAGUAGUCUGUACAUUACAGAUGAUGCAAACACUGCAAUAUUCCCAGAGCCAACAGGACGAUUUUGCACCAUCAGUCUUUCACAUCGCGGUCAUUACGAGGUCCAUGGAGAUUCAGAUCAAAGUCAGCCCCCUGCAAGUAGAGCCCUACACACUGCAGGUGUUCCUUUUGCCUUCAUGCGCCGACCUUCAUUUUCUGCUUCCACUGAAAACACCAGGAGCUUCACCUGGAACUCCACGGGCUGGUGGCCUGUUCCCAGCAAGAUCGUUCCAAAGGUCAAUCCAUAUUGCUGAAAUAGUGAAUGAAAAGUUAAGUACUUCAAGGACAGUGGUCAUUCGCUUUUUGGAAGCUGAUGCAACUGUUGAAGGAAUAACAUCAAAGGUGAAGGAUGCCUUAAGCUGUCAUGAGCCACUUACCCUCACAGACAGCCAAGGAAACGAAAUAACUGACUCGGAGGCCACAAUAAGCUCCCAUUACUGGAAACAGAACUCCAGAAAAAUCUAUGCCAUCCCUGAACAAGACUUUGUGGAGUUCCAGAAUGGAAGAAGAGCUAAAGUAAGUCGAAGGUCUGAAGACGGUUCGAGAUUACAAGAGGUCAUUGCUAAAAUUGACCAACUAAAGCAAGGUGCCGAGGGCCACCAAAACAUCACUUCAGCAAUAAACCAGCUGUCUGAGCUUGCUAAGACCAAAACCACAGCAGUAAUGUCAAAUGACUCUCUGUGCCAAAUGAAGGAUGCCUUCACCUGUCUUGUUUGUAAAGGUAUAUGUAAGAUAUGUAGUAGUGGGUACUUGUACAGUCAGUUAGUUCAGUUAAUUUUAUUUCAUGUUGAAAGUAACUGUAAUUUUCAGCAUCAAUCAUUUCUUUGUUUAAAGGUGCUGAUGCUAAUGACAUCAACAGGAACGAGCUCACAUGAUGAUGAAGACACUUAAAUACACUGUGUUUUCCACCCACUGGCAACCCGCGGUGCAGAAAUACAAUUGGGUAAACUGGCAGUGGGCAGGUUUCACAAACCAUAACAAACACAGACAAUCCGGGCCGGAAUGCACAUUUUCAAAGGAGAAUAACUGACUUUUUCAGAUAAACAAGUAUGUUAACUUAGCAUGUUUCUUAAAUAUCUGCAAACAUAUUAUGGUAUUUUUAUGCUUUAGUAGAGUCAAAAUCCUACAUACAGCACCUUUAAAACCUUACAGCUCUACUGUCGGAGCCCAUGUUUGCCAUAUGUUUCAAGUCUCUGGUUGGAUGCCGAACAUGUGUGGAGCAGUGGCUGUUAAAUGCCGAUAACCGUCUGAAAUGCAGGGCAGAAGAGUUCAAUACCAAGGUGCAUCAGGUUAAGGGUCUCUCUGAUGUCCUGCCUUUCUUCAGUGAGAUAUAAAUGGAAUAAGUCAUGCAUCAUUGUUUCAGUAAGGAUGUUACCCAUGUUACGGCUGUUAAAUUCACUGAUCAGUUCUCAAAAAAAGUUGUAGUGUAAUGUUGGUAUAAUAAGCUGCAACAUCCUGUUUAAUGUUUAUGGGUAGAACACUAGCUGGUAAAUGCAAUUAAGUUCAAGGAAGUUAGUGUUACAGUAUCUACAUUCAAUCUGAUGAGAUUAGUUUUUAGGCAAAAGCCCAGUUUGUUUACAAGAACACAAAAAAAAAUAACAGAGACUUUUAAAAGUGGA
Molecule: messenger RNA, 2105 nt
Organism: Onychostoma macrolepis
Lineage: Eukaryota; Metazoa; Chordata; Actinopteri; Cypriniformes; Cyprinidae
Exons: 6
Coding region: 445-1377 (310 amino acids)
Source: RefSeq, a predicted model, not a curated record